AUGGCAAAGCCUUUUGAUAAGAAGUUUGGUUGGGUGAUAAAGGAUUUCUCUUCUUUGCAGUCUGAGAAGUGUUGUUCUGUUCCAGUCUUGAUCAGCGAGUCUAAAUGGCGUCUUAUUGUCUUUCCCAAAGGAAAUAACAGUGAAUACUUUGUUAGGUUUUAUGAGACAAAGCUCACAAGAGAGAGUAGACAAUCACUUGCGUUUGAUGAGGAGAUCUUCGGCCUUGUUUUCAUGACUUCGGCCUUGACUCCUUUCUGCUUCUUCUUCUCUUUCUUGGAGAUGGCUCGGCCUCAUCGGCCUCUCUCUCCUUUCUUCAUACACUCUAAUAUACUUGUCUCUCUAUCUGGAAAAACAGAGCACUGUUUUGAUGGCAAGUCAACCACAUGGGGUUUUCCAGCAAUGCUUUCUCUUUCAAAACUUCAUGAAAAAGAUGGUGGAUUUCUUGUCAACGGAGAAGUCAUGAUUGUUGCAGAGUUGGAUGUUUUUGAAGUUAUUGGCACAUUAGAUGAAUCAGAGAAAUCUGAAGAGGCAUCUAAACUUGUGACCAAGAAAACUGAGAAUCUUGGUGCUGAGUCUAAUGAGUUGCUCAAGAAAACUUCACCACCAAAGGAGAGCAACAAUGUUAAACAGGUUGAAAAUUCUGUGAAAACCAGUCCAAAGAACAAACGUAUGUGGGUAACAUUUCUGAUUAUCGUCUUCUUUCUAAUCGGGGCUCUUGGUAAGGCGCAUGAGAAACACUUGGCAGCAAAGGAGAGAAACUUUUCUCAGAAUUGGAAAGUGAUAAGACCUGGACUGGAAGCUCUUCUUUCAUGCAGCUGUUUGAUGCUUUUUUAUUAUUAUGCCUCUUUGGUAUUUUCGUUUGUUUGCUCAUUCUUUGUUUCAUGA
Molecule: messenger RNA, 885 nt
Organism: Arabidopsis thaliana (thale cress)
Lineage: Eukaryota; Viridiplantae; Streptophyta; Magnoliopsida; Brassicales; Brassicaceae
Product: TRAF-like superfamily protein
Exons: 5
Coding region: 1-885 (294 amino acids)
Source: RefSeq, marked reviewed